AUGUCUUUCAGAAAUAACCCUCUCCUUCAAACUGAACUUACCAGCUGGUGUAGUGAGGUAGGGAUUGACCCGAGUCAUGCGCUGAUGCUGACUGGAGUACCUGCAACUACUGAAGUGGCACAAAUUGAGGAAGUGGCACAAAGUGUAAAAGCCUUUGGAAGAGUGCGUGUUCGAGAGACCAGGCAUGGACCCACCUCAACUACUCUAAUAGUGUUAUGUGAGUGUCGAGAAGUCAUAGACGCCACACGUUGUCCUGCCAAACUGCUGCUUGGUGAUGGUGCGGAGGCCUGGGAGAUAGUUGUUUCUACUGAAAGUGACUCGCCAACUGCCACCCCUGUAGGAUUCACAAAUAAGCUGUCAAAGUUUCUCAUGGAUGAGGGAAAGUCUAUGACUGACUUACAAGCUCUGUUUCCUUCUCUUGGUUCCAACACAAGUUCCCCUGAGUCAAUUAUUCGUGCUGUGGGUGAGUUCCUAGAAAAAACAGUGGAACCACAAAGUGACAGCAAUGCUUACCGCCGUUUACGUACCUUCUCUGGUACUGUUCCCACCCCCGCAGGAGAGGAAACUAUGGAACAUUGGAUCGAGCAGGCCAGAAUAAUGAUAACAGAAUGUGACUGCUCUGAGAAAGAAAAACAUCAGAGAAUUGUAGAAAGUUUAAAGGGACCAGCACUUGAUAUCAAAAAAGCUGUUCGUCUUUCUAGCCCUGAUGACAGUGCCCUGCAGUACCUGGAAGUUCUGGAAAGCACGUUUGGAUCCUCUGAGUCUGGAGAAGACUUGUAUUUUGCUUUUUGA
Molecule: messenger RNA, 792 nt
Organism: Paramisgurnus dabryanus
Lineage: Eukaryota; Metazoa; Chordata; Actinopteri; Cypriniformes; Cobitidae
Source: RefSeq, a predicted model, not a curated record